UCUGACCCCGCCUCUCGGCCUCGUUCCCUCGGCCCGGGGUCGGGUGACGGAAUCCGAUGCGAUCUUUGUAAAUAACAACAACGACGAAAAACGAUGCCGAAAAAGAAAAAGGUCUCCGCUGCAGCUACUCCGGCUCGGCCAUCUGGAAGUGGUCCGCCGCCCAGUGCUCCGGCUGCAGCCGAUCCGGCCCCAGUGCCUUCUCAGGCCUCAGCCUCCACUUCAAUGGCUGCCGUGACUGGUGCUAUGGGUUCGGGGGUGAACAAGGAGGAGCUGCUGGACCGGAUGACCGAGAUGUUUUCGCAUCUGGACCCGAGCGUCGUGUAUGUGGUGCUAUCUGAAUGUGACUUUAAAGCUGAUGAUGCAAUGGAUUCUUUGUUGGUACUAUCUGAUGCAGCUAAAGGGGAGAAAUCUUCUUGCUCCUCUGGGUUUGAAUGUGUGACGCCUGCCCUAAAUGAUCAAGUUAAUGGUGACAAUGAGGUAGUCAUGAAAGAUUACGGACAUAAUUCAGCUGCUGCUUCUGGAAGUUUUGAAUGGAAUGAAAAAUUGGACCCUUCAAUUGAAAUUGAACUGGAGAAAUAUUGCAUGAACACACCGUGUGAGCAAAGCAUGUCUUUUCAACAUUACCAGCCAUUUAUGAACCACUAUAACUUGCCUAUUAACCAGUUUUCUAAUAACUCUGUUGGUGACCAAAUGCCUAAACAAAUUCAAUCGAGUUUGAACUCUGCUUUAAAUAAUGUGUCCCUUCAGCACCAAACAGCCUUGUAUGCCAGCUUACCCCUCAGACCAUUAUCAUAUACAUUGAAUUCCUCAGAUUGUGAAGAAAAUGUGAACCUUUGUUUCAACAGUGGAAGUAACAUAAUUGAGAAACGAUCAGAAAUUCAGUCAGAGUAUGAUAAUUUCUCUUUGGAAGUCAUUGAAAAGUCCAGCAAAAAUCCAUCUGUUGAGGAUGGAACUAAGAGGGUUAUAUUUCCAAGUAGUAUAAGCAUAGAUGAUACAGAUAUAUGGACAAAUCAAGGUGAAAGCCAUGGCCUGUCAUCAGCCAUUUCUAUGAAUAUUGGUGCUAUUGGCUCAGAGCAAUUUAGUCCAAAGUAUGACACAUUUCCAAAUGCAGUGAACUGCCAAGCUCAGCACUUGCAGAACAGCGAUGUGUCUGAUAAAGCUGUAGUAAGAUCUUCUGGUGCAGAUGGAAAUGAAAUAUGGCUUGGAUCAAAAAAAGAGAGAUCAUCUUCAAAAAACUACCAAUUAUUUGGUGAACCUGAAGCAUUUAAAAGAACAAAUGAAUUGCUACAAAAAGAUGGCCCUCUCUCAAAUAAGUCAUUGGAAAAUAAAGAGGAUGUUUCAAAAAAUAUGCAACAGAAUACCUGUUUUCCUUAUUGGUUUGAUGUACGGAAAGCUAACAGUGGAGAAAAUCUCCCGAAAUUAACAAACUGUGAUGAAGCAAGUUAUCCUCAAUAUUCUAACAAUGUACAUUCUAUAAAUAUUCCAACCAUGUCUCCAGUCUCAUGGAAUCCAUGGGCUCCUGAGUUCCAACCAAUGAGCAUGGCAAAAACCUUCAUCACACCUGUGGCAGCAAGUCCUGUGAAGCCAAGGCUUAAUGAUACUUCACCAUGGAAACGUACUAGACCUACAUCUAGUCCUGAUAAACUUCAUUCAACUAGAAGUUCAACUUCUGGUAGUUUGCCUUCAAAACCAUGCUUAAAUCCAUAUCUCAAACACCAGUCACAGACUUACGAAUAUCCUUUUCCACAGUUCAUGAACAGAAAAGCAAUAGCUACACCCAAAUCAUUGUUUUUGAUGAGGGGUCUGCCUGGAUCGGGAAAAAGUACACUAGCCAGACUGAUUGUUCAACAGGGCCCUAAUGGAAUAAUUUUAAGCACUGAUGAAUACUUCUAUCGAAAUGGGCGCUACCAGUUUAAUCGCAGUCUGAUUGGAGAAGCUCAUCAGUGGAACCAAAAGAGAGCCAAAGAAGCCAUGGAGAAGGGUUUAUCUCCAGUUAUAAUAGAUAACACAAAUACGCAGUCUUGGGAGAUGAAACCGUACAUUGUUAUGGCUUUUAAAUACAAUUAUAAAGUUGCAUUUCGUGAGCCAAAUACUUGGUGGAAGUUUAAACCACGGGAGCUUGAACGACGGAAUGUUCAUGGUGUGUCAAAAGAGAAAAUUAAAACAAUUUUAGAUCAUUAUGAGCGUAAUGUAACAAUUAACACAGUGAUGGCUUCAUCACAACCUACCUUCCCAGAAAAUAAAGCCAUAGAGCUGUAUCCUGCUGAAGAUGCAGAAACUGGUGCAAUAAGUGGAGCAGUAGGACAAGCAACCUCUCCACACCGUCAAUGUUCUGCCAGUUCACCGAUUCCAGUUGUAAAUUGUCCAGAAGAUUUAUCAGCAAUCAAAACAGAUAUAGCAUCAACUGAUAACUUACAACAAUGUUUAGAGUCAUCUGCAGAUUUUCUCAGUGAAAGUAGACAAUGUGAUGAGACUGGACACAAACCUGAUAAUGGUGCAAAAUAUUCAAUAUUUAUAAGUGCUGAUAAUGUACAAAACACAGAUCAGACAUCUGGAUCAGAUACUAGCAAUUAUAAUUUCUCAUCUCAUUCUGAAACAGAAGACAAGAAAAGGGAACUAACAGUAGCAAGUGUUGAAUCUGAGACUGAGAUAACAGAAAGUAUCAGCCAAUGUGGUGCUGAUGGUUUAGCACCUGAUAAUUUUCCAACUGCGUUUAGUACAUCAUUUGGUCAAGAAAUCAGAAAGGAAAAAUGGCAGAGUGCUGAGAGUACAAAUAAUGAAAGAGUAGGAAAACAAAAACUGUCAUUUAAAGGGGACUUCUUAGGAGGGGACCCCUCAGGACAUGCUAAGGAUGAAUCAAAUGUUCUGGAACAGUCCAGCAAUGUUGAAUCCACAUCUUUGAACUUUGUUGGAGAUUGGCCAGUUAUAGAAAUACUGAAACCUCAAGAUCAAAGAAAAAGACGAAUCAGGAAGGCAUCAGAACUAACUAACACAAAUAAGGACAACGUAAAUCAGUCUAGUAAUUUGGAAUUUGUCAAUCCAAAUGAUUCAUUAAAAAAUACUACUCUUAGCUUAUCUGAGCAGGAGAAUGUAGAACCCUCAAAUGAAGCAAAUGAUUCACAGGUUUCAGUUGAUUGUUUUGAUGAUGAAGAUAUAGUGUCUUCAGCGAUUGAGAACUUUACUCUGGAAAGCAGUCAUGAAAAUAGUGAAGACCUUAAAGGUCCAGAAACUUCUGAACAGCAAAUUUCAGAAGCUACAUCUGAAAAGCACACGAAUAAAGUAUCUUGUCCAAAUAGAACAAUGGGAAAAGAAUGCAAAUUGACAUUAACAUUCACUAGUAACAGCCCCAUCUUGGAAGAAUUUCCUGAGCCUAUGCCAUUAAAUUCUGAUCAAGUGGAAGACACUGCUCCAGAGAAGUCAACACAAACAAAUUCAACUCAAACAACAACUGAUGAUUUUGCUAUGUUGUGGAAAAUUGAGAAAGAAAGUGAUAAUUUUGUUGAAUUUAAAAUAUUGACAGGUACUUUAAAUGGAAUUAAACCAACUGACUUGGAUGCAAUACCAAAAUUCAUAAAUACUAAUGUGUCAGUGCCCUACAGGGUGAUGCAUGACAAAAGCACAUAUGUAGAUGAAAGUGACUUUGUGAGUCAUGAAGAAAACCUUCAGAUACUCAGUGACUGUUUUAAAGGUAUUCCCUUUGAUGAUUUGAAUGAUUUAUAUGAGAAAUGCAACAGAGAUGUUGAAUGGACAACCAAUUUAUUGCUUGAUUCUGGUGUGAAGCUUUCAAAUGAAAGUCCAGUGAAUAAUCAGUCAGGUUUAGACCAUGACCUUACUAGCAGCAGUGGGCCACAAAAGAACGAAGUAGCUCAAACAGAGAAAAUAGAUUUAAGUGAAGAGUCACAUCACAGAUCAGCAUACAAAGCAAAUCAAUUGUCCAUUUCCACUAAGAAGGUUACAGAUGUACCUCGUCAGUCAGCACAGACGAAUACAGAAAAUGAUGCUAUAGAAUGUGUACAGUCUUGCCUUGACCUUGAAACUGUGAACCCAUUAUCUGACAAUACCAGUGAACCUGUUCUAGAUGAAGAAUUGAAAAGUAAAAAUGAUAUAUUAAGCAAUUCCAAACUUGACUGUGAACAGUUUAUCAAUUCUGGUAAGGAACAUAAUGUAGGGGAGAAACAGAUUGAAUCAAUGUUAGAGAAUAUGGUAAACAAUGAAGUUAUGUGCAUGAAAAGUGCCGAAGGUGAGGUAUUAGUGACGUCAGUUGGAAACAAUAUAAAGGAAACAAACACCAUUUCUGAAUAUACAGAUUCUAUAAUGUCAACACCAGAAGUUAAUACACAUGCAAAUAGUGUGAUAGAAAAUCAGUCCAGCUCUGAAAUAGGAAAAAUCUCCAUACAAAAGGAAAAUGGAAAGGAAGUGAAGACCAUUGAAGAUGGAAAUAUGAAUCAGGAUGGUUUAUGGAUGUACUCUGAUCCAAUGCAGAUUCAAUCUUUAGAAUUGAGUUUGCCGCCAGAGUUGGCAAUUCAGCUUAAUGACCUGUUUGGACCAGUGGGUCUUGAUCCAGAUUCUUUGACUCCAGAAGAAUGUGUUGUACAAAUAGAUAUGAACUUGGCAAAAAUUAUUCAUCAGAAAUGGAAGGAGACCAUAUUGGAGCGACAAAAGCAAGAAUCUCUGUCCUAUCAGCUCCUGUUGGAAGGUGGUAAUUUUUCUGAAAAUUUAGUAUUGGAGCUUGAAGGUGAAAUGAAGGAGGAAGAGCUACGUGGUUCUUCUCCAUUGAAAAAUGGUGACAAACAGCCAAAGAAGAAGGCUGGAAAUAAGUUAACCCCUUUACCUGCUUCAUUCACUGCUAAGGCUGACGGACUGGAAGAUCUUCCGUUCAUGGAUCAUUGGAACGCUCAGGUUCCUAGUGUGUCAUUACGGGAUAUCAUGUCUGAGGAGAUGGACUUUGAGACAAGGCAGCACCAGUCCUUCACAGAAUCUUUCCUGUCCUCAAAGGAUUGUGCAACUAAACUGAAGGAAAAACGUCUCCUUGAGAUGUUUCCAGGCAUUGAUAAGCAUUUCAUUAUGGAUAUGUUUAAAGACAACAACUAUUCCUUUGAACAAACAGAACAGUUUAUGAAGUCUUUAUUUGACUGUGAUCUAGAGUCAACAAAAGCUAUCAAAUUUCAUGAAGGUACCCCUCAAACUGAAUUGACUAUGAGCAAAAAUAAAGAUAAGGCAGUAUUGACAAAAGAUACUAAAGAAUCUCGAAGUGGACAUGUUUUCCCAAAUGCAGAAUACCCUGAUUAUGAAGGUUUUCGGAUUGAGGCAGCCCUGCAUAGACGCAAGCAACAAGAUUGCUUCAGUAAGGCUGCAGCAGCUCAUGGAAGGAAUAUGAGAGCAGUUGCCACGUAUUAUGCACAGCAGGGUCAUCUUCAUGGUGAAAAGAUGAAAGAAGCCAACCACAGAGCUGCACUAAAAAUUUUUAAUCAAGUGAAUGCAUCAUUACUUCCACAAAAUGUUUUAGACCUUCAUGGCCUUCAUGUGUCUGAAGCCCUGCAAUAUUUGGAGGAAGUGCUAUUCCAGAAGAUUAAUGAAUGCCAGCAAAAAGGUGGUAAAGCUUACCUUUCUGUCAUAACUGGGAGAGGGCGUCACAGCCAGGGAGGUGUAGCACGUAUUAAACCUGUUGUUACUGACUACCUCAAACGCCAGAAUUUCAGGUUUACAGAGCCACAGCAAGGUGUUGUAAAAAUCAAGUUGAAGUGAAGGAUUUGACAAGAAGCUUCCUUUCUUAUUCUGACAGUAUAACACUGUCUCACUUAGCCUGAUAGCAUUAGUGUACUAUAUCAAACAUUUAAGGAUAUAGUAGUGUGUUUUUUUUAAACAACAUCACUCAGGGAGGACAUAUAACUGAAGACAGAAGCUUUUAAAGUCAACAUGCAGCAAAGUCUUUAAAAUUCUUGCUUUCUUAUUCUUAGGCAUAUCAGUUUAACUCCUACUGGAUUUUCAAAAGUUGCUUUCAUUUUCAUGAACUCUAUUUCGAUUUGUGAUGAUUUGAAACGUUGGGAUACAAGGACAUAAGCUGCCUGUUCUGAAAUACUUUGGGAUUGUAAAUUUACUCCAUUGCAUGUUGUAAUUAAAAGUGAUUUACAUUAGACUGUAAGAAGUAAAGCGGGAGUAGGCAUCUGGCCCUUUGAACCUGCUCUGCCAUCCACGAAGCUGCCCAACUGCAAAGUUGUUUGCUGAUUUGGAGUAAAACCAAGUGGAUCAAAAGUUUGAGAAAUUGUGUGCAAAUUCUAAGUAUUUUUAAGGAUUCAUAAACUUAAGUUUUAAUCUUUGUAAGAUUUUAACAAAGAAUAUGUUUGUAAAUGUGACACUCAAGAUUUAACUAUAAAUUCUUCACUCUGCUGAUAUGUUAUUUAUUGCUGUUAUAAAGCAAUAAAAAUACAUUUUUUGGUUUAAAGUUUGACACUGUAAUUGUUGAGGUGGGGGGUGGGUUAGGAUUGGUGAUAAAGUGUUCAGUCAAGUAAUUUGCAUUGGGCGGUGUGUUCUAUGUUACUUUCAUCCUCAAAGUAAAGUUCCAGUGCAGAAAAGAAAAUGCUACUGGGACUAGCUCUACUUGGUUCAGCACUACUUAUCUGAAUUAAUGUUGUAAUUUUUACAAAAGACAGUACUUAUGAAAACCUUUCACUUUAUCCAUUAGAAUUUUUAGCAGUUUAAUUGAAGUUUGAAUUUCAGUUGGCAAGUUUGCACAAGUCCUGAUUUGUAAUGACUAGUUAAGUUUGCAUUUUGUUAAAGUGGACGUUUUGUACAUUUACACCACAAUGGCAAUUUAAGGUCAUAAAACUGCUCAUAACUAGAUUCAAACUAUGCAAUAAGGAAAUGAGAUUUACCCUGUUUAUUUAAGUCUUACCAAGCGCAGAAAUAUUAUUUCCAGCCUUUUCUUUCUCUCUUCCACAUUUUGUGAAUGAGAAGAAUUGUGCUUUUAAUAUUUUUUUCUGACAAAAUAUGUUAUAACCAUUUAUAGCCUGAUGCUCACCAGUUCAAAUUGAUUCGUCAAAGUUGUGUUAUAUACACAGUACAUACUUACACAGGUGCAGUAAAAAAAGCUUACAUGAGCAGCAUCACAGGUACAUAGCAUUAGUAUAUUAUAUUUGAAUUGCACAACUAAAUAUCUUUAAAUAUAAAAAAAUGACUUUUCCAGAGUUCCAAAAUUCCAAAGUGGUAAGACUGAAUGCUGGAAUACUGAUUUUAACAUGAUCAUUUUAACAAUUAAAAUUUUCAUAUCAAGUUGCUUCUCCCCAAGACAUAUUAUUGUCUAUUUUUCAACCUGCAUAUUAAGUAGAAGGCAUUUUUAUACUUUGCAUAGGAGUAAACGGCAAAAAAAUUCUCUCAUAUUUCAAUGCUCUAGCUGAUCUUUCUGUUGUCUAGUACCGAUAGAAAUUUGAAGGCAGACCCAAAUUCUAUAUUGCAGCACUUUAAAGUUGCAAUAUACCAUUUCCUUGGGCAGCACUUUGGUUUCCAGGGUGAUUUUUUUUUUUGUUUCAGUUCUGUGUUCUCAAUAUUGUUCCUUCAUUUUGAAAGAUCAUGGACCAGUUUGGAUGAAUCAUUGAGGUGUUCAUAUUUACAGAGUGAUUUUGACAACAGGACAGCACAGGAAUAGGCCCUUUAGCCCAGGAUGUCUGUGCCAAUUUUAACUAAUCCUAUCAGCACAUGGUGUAUAUCGCACCAAUCUGUGUUCAUUUGCUUACCUAAAUGGCUCUUAAAUAUUAAUGUCAUAUCAGCUUCCGCGACUUACUCUGUGUAAAACAAAAAAAGUCACCUAAAUCAUCUUCAAACUUACUCCCUCACACCUUAAAGCCGUGUUCUCUAUUGUUCAAUACUUUAAUUCUGGGGAAAAAAUGACUUCCUUACCCUAUCAGUAGAAAAGAUUCAAGGAAUAUCUUAGAAUCGUUUCUACUGUUCUCCUGGUGGUCUCUUAUCAUGACAAAGUGGGGAAUACUGUGUCUAUUGUGAGUAUGAUGUCUUGCAUUUGGAUAAAGUGGCUUACUCUUUGGAAUAACUAUAGCCUUCAUGCUGGGAAUAGUGGCUUAGGAGAGGCUACUAGCAUUGGUUUGCUUUUGCUACAAAUGAAUUUAAAGGAUCUUACAGAUCUUACAGUACUUCUCCAGUGCAUUGAUGUUCUGCUAUAAGUGGUCCAAUUCUGUGAAAGUCAGGGGUCACUGGUGCCCAGCAGACCAUGAGCUUUGUACUGGUUUCAAGGUCUUGCUUUUCAAACAUUAUUUCUCUUAGAAGACCAUGGUGCACUGAUGGCAGUGGUGUUUUCAGCAAUUGCUACCAUGGCGAGUGCCAUGGUAACAUAGCAACUAGUAUAAUGCUAUUACAGCUCUGCACAUUGGAGUUUGGAAUUCAAUUCUGAUGUCCUCUGUACGGAGUCUGUAUGGCCAUCCCGUGGAAUACGUGGGUUUCCUUCUACAGUCCAAGAAUGUACUGGGUAGGUUAAUUAGUCAUUAUAAAAUGUCUCCUGAUUAGGUUAUUGAUAAAUUGGGGUUGUCGGGGGUUGCUAUGGCAGUGUCCCUCCAAGGGCAUAAAGGGCCUAGACCACGCUCUAUCUCUAAAUAAAUAAAAUGAUAUUUAAUAACCUGCGUUCAUUCACAGGUAGUUCCUGUGAUACAAGAAUUGGUGCACAUUUUCCAAGGUCUCAUUGUGAACUUUUAUUGUAGAAUGAUGUUAUACAGUGGGCUCUGGUUUGGUAGAGAGUCUUUGUUUUGCAAAUGUUAAAGCCGAGAUUGUUCUGUUUAAUGCUUCAGUUAAUGAGUUGAUGAUGAUUUGGAACUUCCACACGGGCAGCUUGAUGGAUAAAGCUGGUGUAAAUUCAACUGUUUUCCACUUGCUGGUUACAAUGAGAUGCAACAUUUUUGUAUGAAAGAUUGAGAGAAAUGUUGGGUACUUACUUUGCAUAGUAUGAUCUGAACAGUGGCACAUCUUUCAAGUCUUCAUCACACGUCUCAUUCACGAUGGCAAAUUACUGCAGACAACAAAAUUUGAAAAUAAUGCUUCAUACACUCUCUUAAUAAGUGUUGAGGCCUAUGUGAGAUUAAAAGAAAAUGGCCCAUGAUUGAUGGUGCUUCAUGCAUUGCAUUUGGAGUUGACAUGCAGUAAGAUCAUGUCCAUUGGGUGGAAUCCAGGUAAGGGAGUAGCUCUUCAGGCACUGAGAGGAGGUAGUUGAAUGGCACCCUGUUGAUGACUUUCCUUUUUGCAGACAGCCCUGCUGUAGCUACUGGAACUAGCUUUGUCUCACUUGAAAUCAGUCAUGAUUACAGCAUCUGUAAGGUCCACACUCAUGUUUUCCACAUCACCGACAUGGGAGAUAUUUUCCUUCCCCCCUCUUGCGGCUAAACUUUCAAAAAUCAGCAUUAGAAGAUUGUAAGAUUUGUAGAGAUAACAAAUUUGAGUGCAAAAAUCACAUGCUAUAUUGUGGGCAUUCAAAAUGCAUGAUUUUAAUGCAUGAUGUGAGGUGGUCAAGUAGAUGGGUAUUUAGGUAAAGAGUUGAACUCAGUACUGAUUCGUACUUGUAAUAUUAGCAUGCAAAGAAGAAAUCUUGUUUUCCAGGUUGUAUGGAAUACUGCAUACCUGAAUCUGUUUGUUGUUAUAGAAUGUGUAUGGGUAUCACUGUGUUAUAUUACAUCUCAGAUGCUGGAGUUUGGAGUUCAAUUCCAGCAUAGGAAAUAGUUAAUUACUACUAUUCGUAAAUCACUUUCUAGAGCUUAAGUGCAGAGACAAGAAUAUUGAUUUUUUUAAAAAGCCUUUGUUUGUAUUCAUUCAUUGUUUCACUUACUUUUGACCUGUAAGAAGAAUUUUAAAUUAAGUACUCACUUUCUGAACACACUAGAAGAAACAUAUUAUCAAGGAAUUCUUAGUGCCGAGGGGGGGUGGUGGGGGGGGGGGAGAUUUAACCUUGGCAGUAUUAGCCACCAUUUAUUGUCUUGUUGAGGAGCUUUCUUGAGUUAUAAAUUCUAUUUCAUUAAAUGGCUGUUUUUUUUUAAUAUAGAAACAAAAAAAAGCAAGAAACAUUUGAGCAACAUCUGUGGAGAAGAAUGUAGAAUUAUAGUAUAUUGUAACAAAAAUUUGAUUUUUUAAGAUUGUCUUAAAAUGUUUUAUAGUAUUUGCUAGAAUAUGAUGGAAGAAUAAUUUUACAAGUCUCUCUAAGAAUAAUUGUUUAUAAACCUGCAGUUCCUUAUUUAUUCCAACUCAGUACUUUUUCACCCUUUCUCAGUUGUCUAUCUUUAAAAGAUAAAUAAGUAAAAAUCGAGAUACUUGUUAACUUUGUAAGCUGUAAGGUACAGGAUGAGGACAGGUAGGGAUAUGAGCCAGGUGCAGGUCAGUGGGGCUAGGCAGAAAAAUAGUUUGGCACAGCCAAGAAGAGCCAAAAGGCCUGUUUCUGUGCUGUAAUGUUCUAUGGUUUUAAGAGUUUCUCAGUAUGACCUAGCUUCAAAAUUUUAGUUUGCCAUGUCUUCACCUAUCUAAUAAUAGUUAGUAUCAGUUCAUUCUUUCUCAUUUAACCAGAGAUAACAACCUUACAAAUCAGUGAAAUUGAAGCAAUGCUGCAAUUACAAGCAUUUGUGCAUUGUGGAGAUCAGCCCCAAGGGAGCUAUGACUCUGUAAUGGUGGUCUGCUUAGAAAACAGGCUUUUCAAACGUGUAUAGAUUAACUUCUCGUUAAAACCAGUUAAAGUGCAUUAAGAUACGCGUUUGAGAUUCCCUAGGCUCUAAUAAUGUAGGGCUUGCACUAGGAUGAAAUAAUACUGCAUCCAGUGGCAAUUGAUACUGUAGUCGUUUGGUUCAAACUCAAACAGCUUUAAUAUGUUCAAGAGUCAGAUCAGAAUCUCCACUGCAACUUAAACUGCCCCAUUACCUUACUCAGGCUGCAGACAAAUUUGAUUUAACAAAACUGGAAUACCUUUGUAUCCUAAAAUAUAAAAAACAAUAUUUUGUUGCAUUUGAGAUACACUGUCAUAUAAACAAAUCAACAUGGUUGCUAAUUUCAGAGGUUCAGAUUUUGUCAAUCAUUUGCAAGUUAAAAAUAUUGAGCAAUGUACUUUUGAAAUAAAAAUGUGCUGCUUGCCACUGAAAGGUUCAUUAUUAAUUUUCUUGAAUUUAAAAACUGCAUUUUUCCUAACCAGAAUCACAUAUUACCAUCUUUAGACUAUAUUCACCUUUCGUAUCUGCUACAUGGACCAAAAUAUUUCAGUAUUUAUACAUUUAUCUUUUUUUCAAAGAGAUGCAACAAAAUACUGGAAGUUUGUAAAUUCUUUGUAAAAUGUUUUUAUAAUUUUAAUGGUUUGAAAUCUGAAAUUUUGUACAUUAUUAUCAAAUGUGCUUUAUUUUUCCAGAGUGUUAUAUUUUAAAAGAUGUUUUCAAAUAAAAGCUGUUGCAUUUAAUAUUUGAGUUUUUAAUAUGAUAUUAAGCACUUGUAGACAAUACCAAUUAUUUAACAACUGCUAUAAAUUCCGCUCAAUAUUCUAUAAAAAGUUAAUUUACACUUUUUCUUCAAUAAAGCUAAUUUAAUUUCACGAAUCUAUUCAACUCAGGAAUGCUCUCACCUUGUCACCACACUUGAAAAAUUCUGAUGAUAAUGCUAUCAAUGGAUUAUUAAUAUUGAAAUCCAUUAUCAUUUGAUUCUUAACCUAAAGCACUGAACCUGGCAGUUGGAUAAGCCAUGUAAUAUAAAAAUAUAUGCUACAAUUCAAAAAAAAAGAGAAACUAGGGAAUAAUAAACAUCUGUUAAAAUCAUUCUGGAUUGUGGUAGCAAGAUACUGAAAAUCGUGAUUAAGCAGAAUCGAUUUAAUUUAUGAGAUGCUAAUCAUAUUUGUUUAAGUGCCUUUUUGAAGAUGUAAUAUGCAGAAUGGAUGAAGGAGAACCAGUGGAUGUCAUGUAUCUGAAUUUCCUAUAACCACUUCCUCUAGUACCAACAGAAGUUUACUGACCCGAAACUUUAAAUUUGUCCUUUCACAAAUGCUGCCUGACCUAAGUGUUUCAUUUUCUAUCUUUAUUUUUAAUUCAAGAAUCAGCAGUUUUCUGCCCUUUUGUUUGCAGAAUGUGGAUGUUGCGGGUAUCAUUUUCUAGUAUUAACAUUAUUGUCCAUGCAGAAUUGUCCAGAUGUGAGGAAGCAGUUAAAAGUCAGCAACAUCAGUGAGCCUUGGUUUAGGUCAGAUUGUGAGAAGGCAGAUUUCUUUCUGUGAAUGACAUCUCAUGAACCGAAAAAUGUUUUUAUUGCCACUCUGAUUAUUUCACAGUUAACAUUCAUGAGACAAGCUGAUUUAUUUUUCAAACAAAUCCCGAUUUAAUUACUUUUUCAAUUUCACAAUUUGGGUUUCAAACACACGUCUCUGAAAUAGUAAUCCAGAACUCUGGCUGUUAAUCCAAUAAUUUGACAAUUAUGCUACAUUUGUAUGGAUAAUAGAUUUACUGUCUUUUUGCCUCUUUCCUAAUGAAGAAUCCUAUUCAUAAAUGCCUAAAUUAUAACAAUUUGCUUUCCUACCUUCAGAUUUGUCAUUUCUCAAGACAUCAACUCUUAAAGGGGCUCAGUGUCACAGGCUGGCAUCCACUAGUAUCAAGCAGAAAUGACCAAACUUUCACAUCUCUUCAUCCAAUAUUUUCAUGAGUCAUUCAAUCAAAAACAGCAGUUGCGAUAAAUUAAAAAAAAACUUGUAAUUCUGAAAACACGCAGCAACUGAGGCAACAUCUGUGAAAAAUACCAGCAUUAACACUUAAGGCCUAAUGAAAAGGGACUUUGGCCAGAAAUGUAACUCCGUUUCUCCUUCCAUAGGCAAUUGCCUGACCUGACCAGUGUGCUUAGCAUUUUCUGUUUUUAUUUAAAAUACCUUAACAAAGAUUAAAAUUUGAUAGUAUGGGUGGAAUUCAUGCUAUUUUUACAUAAUUUUGUUGUAAUCUAGGCACUUAUAGAAAAGAUACGAGCAAAUAAGCUGUACUUGACAUCUGAACGAUCAUUGAAUGUUGCAUAUACUAUUACCUGAAAAAAUGAGUUCUAUAGAAUGUAGCUGCAUAUUGAAGGAAUCAUUUUAAAUGCAAAUGAUUCAUUAUAAGAGUUUGGAUAAUGGAUAUUUAUCCUUAAAGAAUAAAUA
Hypanus sabinus (Atlantic stingray) is the source of this 13123-nucleotide messenger RNA. RefSeq names its product NEDD4 binding protein 2 (gene n4bp2). NCBI's taxonomy places the organism in Eukaryota, Metazoa, Chordata, Chondrichthyes, Myliobatiformes, Dasyatidae. The coding region runs from base 94 to 5745 and encodes 1883 amino acids. The record is from RefSeq and is a predicted model, not a curated record. Gene Ontology annotation, molecular function: ubiquitin binding. The transcript has 16 exons.